Molecule: messenger RNA, 1854 nt
Organism: Pygocentrus nattereri (red-bellied piranha)
Lineage: Eukaryota; Metazoa; Chordata; Actinopteri; Characiformes; Serrasalmidae
Gene: tubb1
Product: tubulin, beta 1 class VI
Exons: 4
Coding region: 142-1551 (469 amino acids)
Biological process (GO): microtubule cytoskeleton organization; mitotic cell cycle
Cellular component (GO): microtubule; cytoplasm
Molecular function (GO): structural constituent of cytoskeleton; GTP binding; GTPase activity
Source: RefSeq, a predicted model, not a curated record
GAGAGUGAGAGUGUGUGUGGGUGUGUGUGAGAUGAGGUUGGCUCUGACGUCAUCACCGUGGCUGUGUCCUGGUCAGUGAUAUGAGUCGACGGAGCCACAGUUCUCCUGCAGUUCUGCUCACUGAGCUCCAGUCUGGUCAACAUGCGUGAGAUCGUCCACCUUCAGAUCGGACAGUGCGGCAAUCAAAUCGGGUCGAAGUUCUGGGAGGUGAUCAGCGAUGAGCACGGCGUUAACGCGGUGGGGGCAUACGAGGGGGACAUGGACCUGCAGCUGGAGAGGGUCAACGUCUACUUCAACGAAGCGCACGGUGGGAAGUAUGUUCCUCGGGCCCUGCUGGUGGAUCUGGAACCAGGCACUAUGGAUGCUGUGAGAGGGAGCCGUAUAGGACAGCUCUUCAGACCCGACAACUUCAUCCAUGGGAAUUCCGGAGCUGGGAACAACUGGGCCAAAGGUCACUACACGGAGGGGGCGGAGCUGGUGGAGCAGGUGGUGGACCGUGUCCGCAACGAAGCCGAGAGCUGCGACUGCAUGCAGGGCUUCCAGUUCGUCCACUCUCUGGGCGGCGGCACCGGCUCAGGCAUGGGCACGCUGAUCAUCAACAAGAUCCGAGAGGAGUAUCCAGACCGCAUCAUGAACAGCUUCAGUAUCAUGCCAUCUCCGAAAGUCUCCGACACCGUAGUGGAGCCGUACAACGCCACGCUGAGCAUCCACCAGUUGAUCGAGAACACGGACGAGACCUACUGCAUCGACAAUGAGGCACUGUAUGACAUUUGCUUCCGUACGCUCAAGCUGACCACGCCCACCUACGGGGACCUGAACCACCUGGUGUCCCUGACCAUGAGCGGGGUCACCACCUCCUUGCGCUUCCCGGGUCAGCUCAAUGCCGACCUCCGCAAGCUGGCCGUCAACAUGGUGCCGUUUCCACGCCUUCACUUCUUCAUGCCCGGCUUCGCCCCCCUGACGGCACGCGGCAGCCAGCAGUACCGCGCCCUCACCGUGCCCGAACUCACCCAGCAGAUGUUUGACGCCCGCAACAUGAUGACGGCAUGUGACCCCCGGCGCGGGCGCUACCUCACCGUGGCCGGCGUCUUCCGCGGCCGCAUGUCCACCAAGGAGGUGGACGAGCAGAUGCUGGCCAUCCAGCAGAAAAACAGCAACUACUUCGUGGACUGGAUCCCUCACAACGUGAAAGUGGCCGUCUGCGACAUUCCUCCCCGCGGCCUGAAAAUGGCCUCCACCUUCAUAGGAAACAACACGGCCAUCCAGGAGAUCUUCCGCAGAGUGGGAGAGCAGUUCUCCAUGAUGUUCCGACGCAAGGCCUUCCUGCACUGGUACACGGGAGAAGGCAUGGAUGAGAUGGAGUUCACAGAAGCUGAGAACAACCUCAAUGACCUGGUGUCUGAGUACCAGCAGUACCAGGACGCCACAGCUGACCAGGAGUGGGAGGCGGAGGAGGAGGUGACGGAGGUGGAGGGUCCUUCGUCUACAGUAACGAGCACCAGAGUGGAGAUGGCGACCGAGACAGUGACGGAAACUAGCGUCACGGAGUGAGGAACUGACCAGUCUGACUGCGUGAAGGACAUUUCACAACAUCCCUUAAAUUCAUUUUAAUAUCUUAUCAUUUUAUUGCUCCACUUCUUCACGACAAAAGUCCACAGUGAAUUCAGACCACGGUGCAGAAAAGUUUUGUACAGUGUACAAUAAAUCAUUCUUUACAUCUUAUGGAAUUUUUAGAUUAGUGCUUAUUUUGCUUCGUUCUCAUUUACUAAUUAGUGUUUUAUCAGUUUUAUUUGCUGUACUGAAUGGAUAAAAGAGUUUUGUAAAUAGGAAAAUAAAGCUACCAGUGAAAACACA